This is a messenger RNA of Electrophorus electricus (electric eel), 1181 nucleotides long. It is a transcript of the gene hpf1, whose product is annotated as histone PARylation factor 1. Gene Ontology annotation, molecular function: poly-ADP-D-ribose binding; histone binding. The record is from RefSeq and is a predicted model, not a curated record. Gene Ontology annotation, biological process: DNA damage response; regulation of protein ADP-ribosylation. Gene Ontology annotation, cellular component: nucleus. NCBI's taxonomy places the organism in Eukaryota, Metazoa, Chordata, Actinopteri, Gymnotiformes, Gymnotidae.
UUUACAUAAGGACGCUAUUUACGGAGAAGAACAGAAACAUGGCGGGGCGCGGGAAAAGAAAAUCAAAAUCUUCGCCACAGGUGGAACAGGUGAAUGGGCAGGUGAAGUGUGCACGAGGAGAGGACGUGGGUGCAGGAGUGCGGUCAGGGGUUCCAGUGCACGAGAGAGAAGAGGUCGAGCGCCUGUGCAAAUUACGGAUGCCGGAUGACUUUUACCUCUUCUGGGAUUUUUGCAAACGGCUCAGUCCAGAUAAUCCCCAAGAUGCUCUAUUGGGUCCAUUGGGUCUGCGGCUGGUUGGGCCUUUUGACAUCCUGGCUGAGAAGCACCUGUGCUGUUCAGCAGCCCAGAGCGUUUUCCACCUGCACUGGCGGUACUUCUAUGACCCUCCUGAGCUGCAGACUGUCCUGCAGGGAUGCAAUGACACGCAGCAUCACAUGGGCUAUUUCAGAGAUUGCCCUGACGAUGUGCCUGUGUUUGUCGGGGAGAAUGAAGCGAGGAAGGGCUGUACCAUUACCCAGAUGGGGGAGAAUCUCUUCGCUGCUGUACUGCUGUUCCUGACCAGAAGGAAGAGGGAGAAAGGUGUGCAGAAAGAUGGUGUGCUCCUGCACUUGGAGGCGGAGUUAAAGAAGGAGGCGGGGCAUCUGGGUCUGCCACUGGAGCAGAAAACCAAAGCUAUGAAACAGAGAGACAGGAAGGUGGUGACUAAGACUUUUCACGGAGCAGGCAUCGUGGUGCCCGUCGACAAGAAUGAUGUGGGAUACCGGGAACUGCCCGAGAGUGAUGCCAGUCUGAAAAAGAUCUGCAAGAUGAUUGCAGAAUCUGCGGAUGAUGAGGCGAGGAUGAAGGCUUUUGCUCCUAUCCAGGAGAUGAUGACGUUCGUGCAGUUUGCCAACGAUGAGUGUGACUAUGGCAUGGGUUAUGAACUGGGCAUCGAUCUCUUCUGUUUUGGCUCUCAUUAUUUCUAUAAGGUGAUUGGACAGCUGCUGCCAAUGGCGUACACUCUGCUGAACAGGGAUGUGUUUGGGGAGAUCCUACAAGCCCACCUCGCCAACCGUUCCCAUGACGAACUCGAUAAGCUAAAAGCCAACUAAGUCAGCAACUCCUCAUGCACCUCCAUCACUCUUUCACCAAAACAACCCCCCCUACCCACCUCCAUCACUCUUUCACCAAAACAACCCCCC